This is a messenger RNA of Daktulosphaira vitifoliae (grape phylloxera), 1956 nucleotides long. It is a transcript of the gene Uba3, whose product is annotated as nedd8-activating enzyme E1 catalytic subunit. Gene Ontology annotation, molecular function: NEDD8 activating enzyme activity. NCBI's taxonomy places the organism in Eukaryota, Metazoa, Arthropoda, Insecta, Hemiptera, Phylloxeridae. Gene Ontology annotation, cellular component: nucleus; cytoplasm. Bases 147 to 1472 code for a protein of 441 amino acids. The record is from RefSeq and is a predicted model, not a curated record. Gene Ontology annotation, biological process: protein neddylation. The transcript has 3 exons.
GUAUUAUUUAAAUUCUGUGAUAGUAUAUUAAACUUAAUUAUCGUUCGUACUUAAAUUUAUGUAAUAUAAUUAAUUUUAUAAAUAGAAAAAUAUUGUUUAAUUUUCUAGUCAUUUGCUCUUUUAUUUUAUUUAUUAUUUAAUUCAUAAUGACUGAUUAUGAGAAUCGUCGAUGGAGUCAUCUUAAAAAAAUUUUGGAACGGUCUAGUCCUUUUUGUCAUCCUGAUUUUGAACCGGGUACUGGAAUUCUAGACUUCCUUCAAAACUCUUGCAAGUUACUCGUUAUCGGCGCAGGUGGUUUAGGUUGUGAAUUACUUAAAGAUCUUGCUAUGAUGGGUUUUGGCGAUAUACACGUUAUUGAUAUGGAUACAAUAGACCUGUCCAAUUUAAAUCGCCAAUUUUUGUUUCGUAAGAAUGAUGUUAAUAGUUCUAAAGCUGAAGUUGCAGCAAGGUUUAUAAAUGAGAGAGUGCCUACUUGCAGUGUAACACCCCAUCAUUGCAAAAUACAAGAUAAAAAUGAAGAUUUUUAUAAGCAAUUUCAUUUGGUAGUUUGCGGCUUAGAUUCUGUUGUUGCUCGUAGAUGGAUAAAUGGAAUGUUAGUUUCCUUAUUAGCAUAUGAUGAAAAUCAACAGCUUGAUAACACUACUGUAAUACCAUUAAUUGAUGGAGGUACUGAAGGGUUCAAAGGCAAUGUACGUGUAAUUUUACCAGGAAUAACUCCUUGUAUAGACUGCACUUUGGAUUUAUUCCCACCUCAGGUUACUUAUCCGUUAUGUACAAUAGCAAGUACACCAAGACUUCCAGAACAUUGUAUUGAGUAUGUAAAACUAAUUCAAUGGCCUAAAGAAAAUCCAUUUGAUAGCAAUAUUGAUACUGAUGAUCCUGCUCAUAUAAGUUGGAUCUAUGAAAAGUCAUUGGAACGAUCUGAUCAAUUUGGUAUAAGUGGGGUAAAUUAUCGAUUGGUUCAAGGUGUAAUUAAAAAUAUUAUACCUGCAGUUGCAUCAACGAAUGCUGUAAUAGCUGCAGCUUGUGCCACAGAGGCUUUUAAAGUAGCUACAAGUUGUUGUUCUUUAUUAAAUAACUAUGCAGUGUUUAAUGAUGCUGAUGGUAUUUAUACAUACACUUAUGAAGCAGAACGUAAAACUGACUGCAUUACUUGCUGGCCUACAGCAUCAAAAUAUUUAGAUAUAGAAGAUACAAAUAUACGUCUAGAACGAGUAAUUGAAAUACUUCGUGAACAUUCAUUAUAUCAAAUGAGAGAUCCAGCUUUAACAAUAGAAAUUGAUAAUAAAAGGAAAACUCUGUAUAUGCCAAAUGUUCCUAGUAUAGAGAUGAAAACUAGACCUAACUUAAAAAUGACAUUAGAACAAUUAGGAAUAUCAGAUGGAAGUAAAUUAUUAGUUGCUGAUAUUACAAAUCCUAAAGCUUUUGAAAUUAAUCUUAGAAUAAAAAACAAUUGUAUAAGAAUGGAAUAGCGCCAUAUUAAAAUAUUACCACAAUUUUUUUUUUAUAACAUCAUAUUAAUUAUACAUUUAUCAUUAUUUUUACACACAAACACACACAUACAUGUAUAUAUAUAUAUUAAAUCUAAAUAUUUCUGAACAUAAUUUAAAAAAUAUAUUUUUUUUCCGUCACACAAUUUUAGUAAAAAUUGAUUAAGAGUCAAAAAUUAACAAAAUACAAUAAAUUCCUUAUAUAUUUUCUUUUGUUUUAAUAAUCUCAUACAAAAAUGUGUAUAUUGAUUCAGCAUUGUCGCUAGGUUUUGCAAAGCCCUAACAAAUCUAUCAACUCCAAGAUGGAAUAGAACCUCUAUUCUUUUAUAUUUUACAGAGGCGAUAGGGAGUAUAGACUUAUUAUGUACACAUUGACAACUCAACAUGUAAAUAAGAGUUUAAUGUAUCUUUCGAAAAAUUUUAAAUUCAUAUUUUCGAUAUUAAGUAAAGUUUAUUGUAUUGAAUA